Messenger RNA from Aspergillus fijiensis CBS 313.89, 516 nucleotides. RefSeq lists its product as uncharacterized. Bases 1 to 516 code for a protein of 171 amino acids. The record is from RefSeq and is a predicted model, not a curated record. Lineage: Eukaryota; Fungi; Ascomycota; Eurotiomycetes; Eurotiales; Aspergillaceae. The transcript has a single exon.
AUGUUCCUAUCGAAUGGGGGAAUUAUCGAGAACUUGGGACACCCACAGGGCAUUCUAUUCCUGGAAGUGGCGUUGACCGAGAAUUGGCUGAUUUUCGUCACGCGAGAGGCCCAUACAUGGCCUUCCUGGCAGCCGGUGGGCGCCAUCCUAGGAGUGGACAUCAUCGCCACCCUCUUCUGUGUGUUUGGGUGGCUCACGGGGGGCGCAUUUGAGCAGACGAACCCUUCCGACCCGGCCACUUUCUCUGAGGGCCCAACGAGCAUCGUGACGGUGAUCGUAGUGUGGGGGUUUUCGAUCGGGGUGAUCAUCUUCAUCGCCACCGUUUAUUAUCUUCUCUCGCGGAUUACAUGGCUACAGAACCUCGGACGGGCCUCUCGUUCCAAAGAAGAGAUGAAGAUGGAGCAAUUCCUCGAGCAGCUAUUCAAGCUUACGGUGGAACGAGAGAAGGAUCCUCAGUUUGAGAAUCCGCGGUAUGUUCUGAAGACUCGAACGGAGGAUUUCGAUGCGGACGAUUAG